Messenger RNA from Cylindrotheca closterium, 609 nucleotides. NCBI's taxonomy places the organism in Eukaryota, Bacillariophyta, Bacillariophyceae, Bacillariales, Bacillariaceae. The record is from the annotation of a GenBank genome assembly.
AUGACUGUCAAAACACAAGCCAAGCAGAACAACAACAAGAACAAGAACAAGAAGAACAUGAAAGCAGACGCCAAAACGGCAAAACCAAAACUCAAGAGCCCCAUUGUUCCUCAUCAGAAUAAGAAUAAGCUAGUAGCACGCUCCAAGAAGACAUGGAACGACAUGUCCCAUCUAUUUCUCAAACGAUUUGCGGAUAAUGAUGCGACCCUUACAGCUGGUGCCAAGCGUGAUCGAUUGAAGCAUCCGCAUUUGGUAGUGGCGGAAUAUGAUCCAAGUGGACGGUCCAAAUGCAAACUUUGCGGAAACAAGAUUGCCAAGAAGGAUCUUCGAUUCACUCUUUUUCUAGAAUGUCACAAGGGAUAUCGCAAUGCCUGUACGCUUCAUCAAGACUGCUUUUGGAAACAUCCGGAAACUGCCAAACUGGAGUAUCAUGACCACGAGUCUUCUUAUUCCAACCACAACAACCACAACAACAACAACAAUAAUACCUCUACUAGGGGUGAAAUCCACAUGGCGGCAAGUUUGUCACAAGAAUCACGAGCUUGGAUUGCCAAGACCUUCCAGGACCGCAAUACUAGUAAGAAGAAUAAUAACUCCAAGCCUCCUUGA